CUUUACCCGUUCAGACGAAUUCAAAUGAUUGCUCGUGGUCAUAUCCCAAAUCUAAUGAUCCAAUCAAAUCAGAUGCAAUAAAUACAUCUGUUUCAUUACAGUCAAAGAAUGGAAUCCUCUCCUGUAAACAAUCAUCAAGAAGACGUUCUCAACACCGUUCCGCCUUUGCCUUCUUUACAAGAUAAUCAAUCUGCAACGAUAGCCGCUGCUCAUUAUGCUCCUCCUCGUCGGGUAAGUGUGGUCGCGGCUAACGAAAAAGAAUCUCUUCAAAGAUUUCGUGGAAAUAACAACUCUCAAUCAAACGAUUCUCCGGCAGGUCCGAUUCACAUCCGCAUUGCUCGAUCAAGCAUUCCUGCAAGAAUUCAAAACGGAAUCGAAGAGCUAACCAAGCAUGCACCCCGUAAGAACAUAUUUUUGACAAAUGAGGAAUCUGAAGUAGCUCCAGCGCUGGAUAGGAGGCAAGAUGGCAAUCCGGUGUGGUGGUGGAAUAUCCGCUUUAUCGAAGAUGCAACACUAUCUUCCGGUUCAUUGCACAUUCAAGCCUCCUCUAAUAGCUUCAGCGAUGAACCAAACAAACCUUUCAAUGUCACGAUCCGCUACGUUCGUCCAUGCGAAGCGUUUAGAGGUCUUGGUCACGUCCUAGCUGUGUUGAGAAGCCCUCUGGUGAGCACAACUUCUGACUCGAUCGCAGAAGAGCAAGAAGAUGACAUUCAUUCGAUCAGUAAACGUGACGAGCAAAUAAUGAUGGAUCGACUUCCGAUCAAAGAGUCUGCAAAUUUUGAGACGCUGGGAACUAUGAUCGAUUGUAGUCGUAAUGGUGUUCUACUAGUCAAAACAGUCAAAUUUCUUCUGAAAAAGCUGUCAUUGAUGGGAUACAACAUGCUUCAACUCUAUACAGAAGAUACUUACAAGAUUGAAGGCGAACCAUUCUUUGGCUAUUUGAGAGGAGGAUACUCUGAAAAGGCGCUCAAGGAGAUUGAUGAUUACGCAUUUGAUUUGGGUAUCGAAGUGAUUCCGUGCAUUCAGACUUUAGGUCACUUGGGUCAAAUGCUUCAAUGGCCUCGAUUUUUGCACCUUCGCGAUACAUCGGAAGUCUUACUUGCUGAUGCUCAAGAGACGUACAUAAUGAUUCGCAAGAUGAUUCAAGCAGCCACCAAACCUUUUAGAACAAAGAAGAUUCAUUUGGGUAUGGAUGAAACCCAUGGUUUGGGGCAUGGACGCUACCAUUCUAUCUUUGGACAGUACAACUAUAAGGACCCAACAAGAAUCUUCAUCGAUCAUUUAUCUCGGGUCAAUGCAAUCUGCGUCGAGAUGGGCUUACAACCUUGCAUCUGGAGUGAUAUGUUAUUCUGCCUCAAUGCAAAGAACAAUUCUUUACUGGGUUAUUACGAUUCUCAACAGCCCACAGCAUCUGUCGAAGGUAUUCCCAGUAACAUUGAACUCGUUUAUUGGGAUUACUAUCACACCUCUCAACAAAGCUAUACCAGCCGCAUUCAAAGCCAUCGUCUACUCAGCAGAAAGAAUCCAUGGAUGGCGGGUGGAAGUUGGACUUGGAGUCGAUUUUGGACUGCUUUACCCUUCACAUUUGCGACGAACAAGGCCAGCAUGAAUGCUUGCAAGCAACGCAAUAGCGGAGUGAAACAUGUAUUUCUGACAAUUUGGGGUGAUGAGGGCAAUGAAGUGGAUAUUCUUUCUUCCUUACCUGCUUGGUCUUACUAUGCCGAACAUGGAUAUGAAAAGGGACAAGAAGUGGAUUUGAUCCGUCUGCGAGCAUCUUUUGAUGGUAUAUGUGCGGGAGUCUUUGACGAUUUCGUUAUGGCUUCUCGCUUGGACGAUCCUUCGCCAGAAAAACAAACAGUAGACGAUGGAAUUCAUUUUGCACCAAAUACGUCCAAAUGGCUCAUGUGGGAAGAACCUGCAUAUGGAUUUGUAUCGCCCAGUAUGCAAGCAAGUGGAUUGGAUUUGGAGCAUCACUACACAUCUUUGGCGACUUAUUUGGACGGUAGAUUGAGGGCCACGGUACAGCAGAAGUCAACAAGAGCAAACGCUUCUUCACUUCAAUCUUCAAUAGGUGAUUACCCAUUGAAUGCUAGGCUUCGAUUCGCUUAUUUGAUUGCCAAAACGUUAUCAUACAAAAGCGGUUUGCGUUAUCGUAUGCAUUUGGCAUACAUCAAUAUGAAUUGGUCAGAAUUGUAUCAAUUGGCAGGGCCGGAACCGGACAGUCGACUUUCAAAAUUAAGAGAACAUCUGCGACAAUUGAUAAGUUACCAUCGACAAAUGUGGAUGGCGACGUAUGAACCAUUUGGUUGGGAAGUAUUGGAGUUGCGUUAUGGCGGCCAAGCAUCACGUUUGGAAACGUUUCACCUUCGCAUUUCAAAAUUCUUAAAUCACAUUCAAAAAGGUGGUCAAGUUGGAAUGCCCUUGAAGAGCAAUGCGGAAGAUGAGAUGAGUGAAGAUGAAUGCGGCGAGCGGGAUGAAGAAGAGGAAGAGAUAAUGUUGAACGUAGCGGCUGGAACAGAAGUUGGUGGAUAUGAAGAAGAGGUGACAAGUGUCGCCGAACUUGCACAACCGCUACAGGUUGUGUAUAGCAGCGCAGAUCAAUUACUCGACUAUCAUCGUGUGAGCAGGCAAACAUACUGCUGAGUAAUGAAAUGACUCUCAUGCUGUAGCAUUACGAACGAUUUGUACACAAGACAACAUGGCAGCAACCUUUGGAACGCAAACUGCAUAGGAAAGCACCACAGUAACCUAUAUAUGCUCUUAGUCAUCUUUGCAAUAUUAUUGAUACACAU
This is a messenger RNA of Meira miltonrushii, 2792 nucleotides long. Its product is annotated as glycoside hydrolase. Gene Ontology annotation, biological process: carbohydrate metabolic process. Gene Ontology annotation, molecular function: hexosaminidase activity. Lineage: Eukaryota; Fungi; Basidiomycota; Exobasidiomycetes; Exobasidiales; Brachybasidiaceae. The record is from RefSeq and is a predicted model, not a curated record. The coding region runs from base 109 to 2643 and encodes 844 amino acids. The transcript has 2 exons.